CAUUCUGAAGAGGAGGAUGAUGUACCAUUUGGGCAUGGGAUCUGCAAAGACGAUGACUCAGGCUUAGACAAUCGUUCCGAAGACCACAAAGCUCCGCAAAGAAAUUUUUGUUUACGAAAUUCCCCCAGUUCAAGAUUCGAAUGCGGAAGAAGCCACCGCCAAUGGUUGUAAGAUGAAGAUGAGAAGGCAAUGUAGGAUUUGGUGGCCAAAGCAGCUCUCAUCUUCUAACCCAGAUCCCGCCAUCUUGUUCGGGUGGUUCGUCCAUUCUUCCCACUCUUCUCUCAACAUUGUUGUAGCCAUUGCAUCUUCCCCAGAUGAGAUUCCAGUCUCUUUCCCUCAAUCGGGUCUUCAGGGGAUUCUCCAUCGGAUAAAUGCAAAAAAUGCCUCUGUUUCUACAGGACAAAUCAACAUUUACUAUUUUAGGGCACUCUACUGCCAAUUGUUGCUUAAAUGGGCCGCUGCGAAGUGUUCAAAUAGAUGCAGAGGAUAACACAAAGCCCACCGAUUACGGAAAAGUAUAUACAAUGGAGAAUCAAGAUUUAUGCGGAGAAAAGUUUGGAAACUGGCACUGUGAAUGCCACAAGUUUGAUGGAAUCUUAGAAAACUGUAGGCAGAAUUCUGUUAGGCAUGGUAAUUGGAUUCAGUUAUCUUUCGACUCUCAUGGAUUGUAUUGUAAAAAUAUCCGCUGGAUUCCUAAGUUGCAUCACAUACACUGGACUGGGGAAAUAGUGUCUAACGCUGAUCUUCACGUAAUAAUUUAUGACCCACCCACAUUUGGCACACAUCAUUUCUCUCUGACUUCUGGUGGUUCACUGGAGGAAGUGAAAUUGCCCCUUGAGAGACCUGAAUGGAUCAGCAAACUAAAUCAAAAGCAGCCACUCCCUGACUUGGACACAGUUGUCUCAGCAAUUAAUAGUGCAUAUGCUGCAAAAAUAUUAUUUGAGAGAUGCAUGGGACACAAAAUUUCACCCUACUGGCUGGUUUCUAUUGUGUGUCACAUUGGAGCGAGCCAUGUUUGUAGCUUCUUUCUGCACUGUAUUUUAUAUAGUUCUUCAGUUCUGUGAUGGCCUUCUGAGUU
Molecule: messenger RNA, 1078 nt
Organism: Telopea speciosissima
Lineage: Eukaryota; Viridiplantae; Streptophyta; Magnoliopsida; Proteales; Proteaceae
Exons: 5
Coding region: 372-1064 (230 amino acids)
Source: RefSeq, a predicted model, not a curated record